AUGACUAACGAAACUUUACUCUAUGUUCGUGAAAUUAUUCGCAAACCCAGUGACUAUAGAUCAUUUAAUACAACAACUGGUAUUUAUUCAUCAUCCGUUAUUAGCCAAACAGUAAACAAUCCUGAUAUAUCACCAGUAGCAUGUAUCGGUUUUGCCGUACUUAUAUUAACUACGGUAAUUGGUAAUACACUUGUGCUAGCAGCACUUUUUCUCGAUAAAAGACUUCAUACACCAUCGUUUUGUCUCAUUGCUAAUAUGGCUAUUGCUGAUUUAUUACUUGGUAAGAAUUUUUUUUUUUUUGAAAUACGAAAUUCAUCAAUGAAAAUACUUUUAGGUGUAUCUGUCCUUCCAUUUUCGUCCGUACUCGAACUUCUGGAUAAUCGUUGGAUUUUCGGAGAAAGUUUUUGUUCAGCAUGGCUUGCACUUGAUGUGCUUUGUUGUACAGCAUCAAUUAUAGGUUUAGCUGGUGUAUCUAUUGAUCGAUAUAUUGGUGUAACACGACCAUUAAAAUAUAGUAGAAUAAUGACCAUACGACGAACGAUUUAUUUAAUACUUAUUAUUUGGGCUGCAUCAAUUUUAACAUCAGUUGUACCAUUAUUUGGUUUAACUGAUCGAGGAACGCUAUUUAAAAAAACUAAUUCUUCACAUGAAGUUUCAGAAAGAUGUGAAGUUAAUAAAAAUACAUUUUAUACAUUAUUUUCUUCAACGAUAUCAUUUUAUAUACCAGUUAUAAUACUUCUUAUACUUUAUUCACGUAUAUAUCAAGAAGCAAAAAAACAAGGAAACAAAUUAGAAAGUGAAAAACGACGUCUUUAUGAAAUUGAUUAUCAAAUAGCGGCUGAACAUCUUCGACAACAAAAAAGUCAAUGUAAUGGAUAUGCAACAAAAAAUCGAAUUUCUUCAAAUAAAUCAGAUGAUAUUAAAAAUGAUGUGUCAGUAACACUUCUAAAUCCUGAACCGAUUCCUGAUGAAGAGACUAGUCUCAAUCGUACUUUAACGUCAACCUAUAAAGGUCCAUUGAAAAAAAAUUAUUCAGAUCCUCAGAAUACUCCCGAUGAUGAUGCAUCUCAUUCUGGCUCUUCACUUGCUCCUCGUAAAAAUCGAAUCCGUUGUUUUCUUGAUAAAAAUCUAUUUACAACAAUAAGACGAAAUUCUGCUCUUAAUACUUCUCAUCUUCCAAAUUACAAUAGUCAAAUGUCAUCAUCCGAUGAAUUAGCUGUAAUAAAACAUAAAUUACAUAAUCUUAAAUGUGAAAAAAAAGCUUUUCGUACAGUUGGCCUUAUUCUUGGUGCUUUACUUAUAUGUUGGCUUCCAUUUUUUGUAACAUUGCCUCUUAUGUCAAUACUUAAAGAUUAUGAAAUGAUUCAAGAUGAAAAGGCUGCAAAUAUAUGGUUUAAAAUUACUUUUUGGCUUGGUUAUAUCAAUUCAGCACUUAAUCCAUUUGUGUAUGCUUUUUCAAAUCGUGCAAUUCGUCGAGCAUUUCGCGAAGUGAUAUUUCGUCGCUUUUGUUGUUGCAUUUGUCGAAAGAAAUCAAAUCAGCACAAUGAACAAAACAUGGAUCGACGUCGCGGCAACCGUGGUGGUUCAUUGCCAACAGACACAUCACAAAUAACUUUGAAACGAAAAUGUUCAUAUACAACCGAUACUGUUCGAUCAAUACCAAAAAGAGAAAGUAGUCUUGAAACUUCAUCUCCUAAACCAGUUCGAUCUCCUAAUACUAGCGGGCCAGUUGUUUCGUUUGCUGAAUUUCUAUCUGAAACGGAUGAUGAUGAUGAUGAUAUUACAUCUCAUGAUAAUGAAAAACCUAAUUCAGAACUUAUUCCAACAUCAGCCGAGAAAAAUACGACAUUGACUUCGAAUUCUUAA
Rotaria sp. Silwood1 is the source of this 1866-nucleotide messenger RNA. NCBI's taxonomy places the organism in Eukaryota, Metazoa, Rotifera, Eurotatoria, Philodinida, Philodinidae. The record is from the annotation of a GenBank genome assembly.